CCAGGAGCAAAGCCAAUUCCAUCUCUCUAUAUCUUGAGUGACACACAGCACCUUCAGCAAUAAGCAACAUCUGUGUCUAUCUUUCUCUCAAUCAUCAAACAGAAAACUUCAGAGUAUAACGAAGUAUGGAAGGAGAAAGAAAGAAAAGAAAGAUGGAAUAUGAAGAAGAGGAUGAUGAUGAGGAAAAGAUUGAGAAAUUCUUCGCUCUGAUUAAGAGUACGAGACAGGUGCGUCACCUACUCGGGGGAAGCUCGAAAUGGACCAAGGAGAAGAGAGAUCAGAAUAAGAAGGAAGAGGAUCAAGAGAAGGCUACCGCCGGCAGUGCUUGGAACCCAGCGUUCCAACCAGAAGACUUCCUUGAUCAAGAUGAUAAGAGUGCUAGUGGUGAUCAUGAUGCAAGCCCUUUUAAAAUUCAAGAUGAUAAGAGUACUGGUGCUGAUCAUGGUGCAAGCCCUUGUAAAAUUCAAGAAGAAAUGGAAGAAGAUGGAGGUAAUGGUUUAGACCUGAAGCUUUCUCUGUAGGAAGUAAUUAGGAACUUUGCAAGUGUAGUAACUUGAAACUUGUAACUUGGAAGGCAGGUCAAUGUUCACCUAACAGUGCAUGCACCUUCCUCCAUAUGCUUCAGGUUGACAUGUAUUCUAUAUUGUAAUGCUUUAAGAAAUUCUUAAUAUUUUUUUUUGAUCAAAUAAAUUCUUAAUAUACUAAAACUCGGUUGAACUG
Rosa rugosa (rugosa rose) is the source of this 720-nucleotide messenger RNA. Its product is annotated as protein NIM1-INTERACTING 3-like. Gene Ontology annotation, biological process: regulation of systemic acquired resistance. The record is from RefSeq and is a predicted model, not a curated record. Lineage: Eukaryota; Viridiplantae; Streptophyta; Magnoliopsida; Rosales; Rosaceae. Bases 126 to 521 code for a protein of 131 amino acids. The transcript has a single exon.